Molecule: messenger RNA, 279 nt
Organism: Bombyx mori (domestic silkworm)
Lineage: Eukaryota; Metazoa; Arthropoda; Insecta; Lepidoptera; Bombycidae
Product: cecropin-D-like peptide
Exons: 2
Coding region: 28-228 (66 amino acids)
Biological process (GO): antibacterial humoral response
Cellular component (GO): extracellular region
Source: RefSeq, marked validated
CCGUAGAGCCCACAAGUCGUUUCGAAAAUGUAUUUUACAAAAAUAGUAUUUAUCGCCAUCAUUUGCAUAAUGAUUGUGAGCUGUGCUUCCGCUUGGGACUUUUUUAAAGAGCUUGAAGGUGUGGGUCAGAGAGUUCGCGAUUCGAUCAUCAGCGCUGGCCCAGCAAUCGACGUACUCCAAAAGGCUAAAGGACUAGUCGACAGUUCUGAAUCAAAGGAAGACGAAUAAAAUUAGAUAGAGCGUCGUAGUAGAGCAGAGUGAGAUAGAGCGAUAGAGUUU